AUGGCCGAGCCAUUCUUGUCAGAAUAUCAACACCAGCCUCAAACUAGCAACUGUACAGGUGCUGCUGCUGUCCAGGAAGAGCUGAACCCUGAGCGCCCCCCAGGCGCGGAGGAGCGGGUGCCCGAGGAGGACAGUAGGUGGCAAUCGAGAGCGUUCCCCCAGUUGGGUGGCCGUCUGGGGCCGGAGGGGGAAGGGAGCCUGGAGUCCCAGCCGCCUCCCUUGCAGACCCAGGCCUGUCCAGAAUCUAGCUGCCCGAGAGAGGGAGAGAAGGGCCAGAAUGGGGACGAUUUGUCUGCUGGCAGCGAUUUCCCGCCGCCGGCAGAAGAGGAACCGAUGCCCGAGGCCGAGCUGCUCGCUCAGUCUUGUAAUGACUCCGAGGCCAACAAGUUGGGGGCUCCUGCCGCAGGGGGCGAAGAGGAGUUGGGACAGCAGCAGAGACAGCUAGGCAAGAAAAAACAUAGGAGACGCCCGUCCAAAAAGAAGCGGCAUUGGAAACCGUACUACAAGCUGACCUGGGAGGAGAAGAAAAAGUUCGACGAAAAACAGAGCCUGCGAGCUUCGAGGAUCCGAGCCGAGAUGUUCGCAAAGGGCCAGCCCGUCGCGCCCUAUAACACCACGCAGUUUCUCAUGGAUGAUCACGACCAGGAGGAGCCGGAUCUCAAAACCGGUCUGUACUCCAAGCGGGCCGCCGCCAAAUCCGACGACACCAGCGAUGACGACUUCAUGGAAGAAGGGGGUGAGGAGGAUGGGGGCAGCGACGGGAUGGGAGGGGACGGCAGCGAGUUGCAGCGGGACUUCUCCGAGACUUAUGAGCGGUACCACACGGAGAGCCUGCAGAACAUGAGCAAGCAGGAGCUCGUCAAGGAGUACCUGGAGCUGGAGAAGUGCCUCUCGCGCAUGGAGGACGAGAACAACCGGCUGCGGCUGGAGAGCAAGCGGCUGGGCAGCGACGACGCGCGUGUGCGGGAGCUGGAGCUGGAGCUGGACCGGCUGCGCGCUGAGAACCUCCAGCUGCUGACCGAGAAUGAACUGCACCGGCAGCAGGAGCGAGGGCCGCUUUCCAAGUUUGGAGACUAGACGGAAACUUUUUGGGGGAGGGGGGCAAAAGGGACUUUUUACAGUGAUGGAAUGUAACAUUAUAUACAUGUGUAUAUAAGACAGUGGACCUUUUUAUGACACAUAAUCAGAAAAGAAAUCCCCCUCGCUUUGGUUGGUUUCGUAAAUUUAGCUAUGAUGUAGCUUGCGUGCUUUCUCCUGUUCUUUAUGUGAAACUGAAGAGUUGCUUUUCUUGUUUUUCUUUUUAGAAGUUUUUUUCUUAAUGUGAAAGUAAUUUGACCAAGUUAUAAUGCGUUUUUGUUUUUUAAAAAAUCCCCUCCUUAAACGGAGCUAUAAGGUGGCCAAAUCUGAGAACAAUUAAAUUCAUUUUAGUUAUAAUAAAUUUAAUAUUUGUAAAUGUAACAGUUUCAGUGUGAUUUCUAGAGCUAAUUCAAAAUAGUAUUGACUUAUUUUAUGUGACUGCAUUUUUGGGGAGGGGUACUGAAAUCGUUAAAUUUGUCAGUUUGCAAAAAUAACAAUCUUUAAUGGGAGAAUUUCAAUUUGCCAAUUUUUUCCUUGAAUGAGUUUAAGUAUGUUACAAUAUACACUUCAGGCAAAAUAUAAAGAUUUAAUUAUCUUCAAUACUUAAGUUUGCUUGCUUUCUAGUGCCUUGGUUUUCUUUCUUGAUGCUGGAAAAAUAAACAAACCCGUGUUGAGUGUUUAGGUGAGUAGAAAGUGGCUACAAUCUGAAAUUUUAAAGUUAACUCCCUCGCCCAUUCAAAAGCCUAAAAACAAAAAAUGUAAAUCUAAUUUGGCAGUUUGUUAGGUUAGACAACUGACAGCCCCAUUUCAUUCCUAACAAUUUGCUUUUCUGUCAUGUCUUCCCACCCCCAUCCCCCAUAAGGCUGGAAGAGGCUCUUGGCAAACUUAGUGCAAGUAAUGGUUAAUUUGCCGGGCAGCUGGCUGACAUGUUCAGAGGUAGGAAAUACUGGAUUUAUGAAGGAAAUGGCUGUUUAGGGGAUACCAAGGACUUACCCUAAUUGUCCAAUACUUAAGUGCUCUCUAUCCAAAAAAAAAAAAAACGAAUAAGAGCUAUCCACCUUUCCAUGUGGGUCAAACUAAAAUUAGAAAUGUCCCCUCACUGCAGAUCAAAUGUAAAGCUUCCAGUUAAGGAGCUAAAUGAGGUCCUCAGCUGAAUGAGGAACCCUGUGCAUUCCCUUGCACAGCCCUAUUCUAAAUUGCAUAAACUAUGCGGAUAGCUGCUUAGGUUCUUGAGUAGUUCUGCUCUUAAAUGCAGGGAGGCCCUAAUUAAUUUUUGCCCCAAAAUCAAAAUAGAACUUACAAGAUUAUUCCUUCCUGUCACUUUGGUUAACCCAGCCCUUCACCUGCCCUGUGUCAGUGUUGCCCGAGGGCAAUUGCAUUGCUCAAAUCACUAGCAUAGGGGUUCCUUAACUUGGGGUCUUAGAAACCAUUGUGGGCCUUGGGGUCCAUGAACCCCAUGAAAUUAUUUGUAGACUUGUGUUAUAUGUACAUUUUUCUAGGGAGAAGGUUCAAGAGAUUCAUAGGAUUGUCAUACUCCCUGAAGCAUAAGAACCCCUGCAGGGAAGGGGGAAGAAAACCCUCCCAUUAGGAAGCAUACUUUUGCAGUUAAAUGGCGAUGGUGGAGGUGACGGACUUCAAGAGUAAAAUGCACCUUGUGAUGCAUAAGAAGCAUACACAAAUCAAUAAAUCAAGGGAGAUUAAACCAGUAGGACUGAAUCAGGGCCCUCAAAGCUGGACUGAGUUGGUCCUGUUCUGGCACAUAUGGUCCACUGGAGACAAUGUAUGAUCAUGUUUUUCUUUGGUCUGAAAAUUGUAUUAAACGUUUAUUUUGAAAGUU
This is a messenger RNA of Callithrix jacchus (white-tufted-ear marmoset), 2914 nucleotides long. It is a transcript of the gene HEXIM1, whose product is annotated as HEXIM P-TEFb complex subunit 1. Gene Ontology annotation, cellular component: nucleus; nucleoplasm; cytoplasm. Gene Ontology annotation, biological process: negative regulation of cyclin-dependent protein serine/threonine kinase activity; negative regulation of transcription by RNA polymerase II. NCBI's taxonomy places the organism in Eukaryota, Metazoa, Chordata, Mammalia, Primates, Cebidae. The record is from RefSeq and is a predicted model, not a curated record. Gene Ontology annotation, molecular function: cyclin-dependent protein serine/threonine kinase inhibitor activity; 7SK snRNA binding.